CUUCUGAGUAAUAGCACUACAACAGCCGAAGGGAACCGGGGGCAGGUCGAUCUGGGAUGUGACGGGCACCAGGAGGCACCUUCCCCUAAGGACAUUUAAGAUCAAAGCCAACGUUUUCUUUCCUUGGUGUAUUUUGCGUGGUUUGGAGACUAAAGCACAUCUGAGAACAGGUGGCUGACAAGACUUACCUGCGAGGACCGGAAACAUGCACUGUGCCAUCCAAAAGGCAGAAGCGCUGGACGGGGCUCACUUGAUGCGAGUCCUCUGGCAGGACGGCGCAGAGUCGCUCUACCCCGCCGUGUGGCUCAGGGACAAUUGCCAGUGCCCUGAUUGCUACCUGGAUUCUGCAAAAGCACGGAAACUUCUCGUGGAAGCGCUGGAUGUGAACAUUGGUAUCAAAAGCUUGGAGUUUGACAGAAAAAAGGUUCAUAUCACGUGGCCAAAUGAACAUUACAGUGAAUUCGAAGCUGAUUGGCUGAAGAAAAGAUGUUUUUCGCAGCAAGCCAGAGAAAGUCUCCAAAGAGAAUUGUUUUUGCCAGAAUGUCAGUACUGGGGUUCGGAGCUCCAGCUCCCGACGCUGGAUUUUGAGGAUGUUUUAAUAAAUGAUGAGCACGCGUAUAAGUGGCUCUCCAGCCUCAAGAAAGUCGGCAUAGUGCGACUCACGGGAGCUGCUGACAGACGUGGAGAAGUUCUCAAACUAGGGAAAAGAAUCGGUUUCCUUUAUCUCACAUUUUACGGACAUACUUGGCAAGUGCAAGACAAAAUUGAUGCAAACAAUGUGGCCUACACAACGGGGAAGCUAAGCUUCCACACUGAUUAUCCAGCCCUCCAUCAUCCACCUGGGGUUCAGUUUCUGCAUUGCAUAAAACAAACAGUCACUGGGGGUGAAUCAGAGAUUGUAGAUGGAUUUAACGUGUGCCGAAAGCUCAAGGAACAGAAUCCUCAGGCAUUCCAGAUUUUGUCCUCCACCUUUGUGGACUUUACAGACAUUGGAGUGGAUUACUGCGAUUUCUCUGUACAAUCCAAACACAAAAUUAUAGAAUUGGAUGAUAAAGGCCAAGUGGUUCGCAUCAACUUCAAUAAUGCAACUAGAGACACGCUGUUUGAUGUACCUGUUGGAAGAGUGCAGCCCUUCUACGCUGCUCUGAGGGAGUUUGUUGACCUCAUGAACUGUAAAGAAUUCAAGUUUACUUUCAAGAUGAAUCCAGGUGAUGUGAUCACUUUUGAUAACUGGCGCUUACUCCACGGCCGUCGGAGCUACGAAGCAGGAACUGAGAUAUCCCGCCAUCUAGAAGGAGCUUAUGCUGACUGGGAUGUGGUUAUGUCAAGGCUUCGUAUCCUAAGGCAGAGUGUCCAGAACUGAAACUGAAUCUCCUGUCCAUAAUUUCAGUGAGAUUCCAGCGAGUGUAUCUUGUAAGAUAAUUGCAAGGUUAUUGUCUUCACAGACCAUGAUCCAUGUCAUUUACAUAUUAAUUUCUUUAACAUUGAACAUGUCACCUUUCUCGCAAGAGUUUUCCUUUCUUUGUAAUCACAAACAAUGCCAACUUUUCAGAUGUUGUAGCACUGUUCUAUCCUUUCAACAUAAAGCAUCCUUUCUGUUCUAUUGCACAUAUAUGAGUCUCCAGAAUGCCUACAAAUAGUUUUGUAUCAAUAAAACCUUUCUUCAAAUAGCCUUUUUUUAAAUAAAGCUUUUGUUUCAAA
Molecule: messenger RNA, 1701 nt
Organism: Ceratotherium simum simum (southern white rhinoceros)
Lineage: Eukaryota; Metazoa; Chordata; Mammalia; Perissodactyla; Rhinocerotidae
Gene: BBOX1
Product: gamma-butyrobetaine hydroxylase 1
Biological process (GO): carnitine biosynthetic process
Cellular component (GO): mitochondrion
Molecular function (GO): iron ion binding; gamma-butyrobetaine dioxygenase activity
Source: RefSeq, a predicted model, not a curated record